Molecule: messenger RNA, 2183 nt
Organism: Rattus rattus (black rat)
Lineage: Eukaryota; Metazoa; Chordata; Mammalia; Rodentia; Muridae
Gene: Habp4
Product: hyaluronan binding protein 4
Exons: 8
Coding region: 114-1349 (411 amino acids)
Biological process (GO): positive regulation of RNA splicing; positive regulation of translational initiation
Cellular component (GO): nucleus; cytoplasm
Molecular function (GO): RNA binding
Source: RefSeq, a predicted model, not a curated record
GACCGCGGGGCCGGGAGUGCGGCGGCGGCGGCAGCAGCAGCAUGGGUCCUCGCCCGCGGCUUCGCUGAACCUCACUGGCCUGGGCUGCCCGCGGCGCCCGCAGCGGUGGCGUCAUGAAGGGGGCCCUGGGGAGCCCGGUAGCCGCCGCGGGCGCCGCGAUGCAGGAGACGUUCGGCUGCGUCGUGGCCAACCGCUUCCAUCAGCUGCUGGACGACGAGUCGGACCCGUUCGACAUCCUGCGGGAGGCCGAGCACCGGCGCCAGCAGCAGCUGCAGCGCAAGCGUCGCGAUGAGGCGGCGGCGGCCAGCGGGGCUGGGCACCGUGGCGGCAGGAGCCCUGCCGUGGCCUCAGGACACAGGCCCGGCGCGGCCGGCCGCAGGGAGUCGCAGAAGGAGCGCAAGAGCCUCGCGGUGUCCAGCGCACAGCAGCCAGACAGCCCCGGAGGCCCUCAGCCGCCAGGCCAGAAGCGGACUCCUAGAAGAGGGGAGCAGCAAGGAUGGAAUGACAACAGGGGGACAGACGUGGUGCUUGAUAGAGCAGAGCGAAGGUCCUACAGGGAAUACCGGCCCUACGACACUGAGAGACAGGCCGAGUCGACAGCGGAGAAGUUUACUGACGAAAAACCAGUUGACAGGUUUGAUCGAGACAGACCACUGAGAGGACGUGGAGGCCCCAGAGGAGGCCUGAGGAACAGAGGCCGAGGUGGUCCUGGGAACAGAGCCUUUGACUCCUUUGAUCAAAGAGGGAAACGAGAUUUUGAAAGAUAUGGUAGCAGUGAUAAAGCAAACAGAAUGGAGGACAGUAUGGGUGGCUGUGGCGUUCGCACCUGGGGAUCAGGUAAAGACACUAGUGACACGGAGCCUCCUGCACCCAUGGAAGAGACCUCGAUGAUGGAGGAGUGCCAGGGCGUCCUGGACGAGGAGUCUGCAUCCAAAGUCCCUGAGUUGGAGGUGGAAGAGGAAAAUCAAGUCCAAGAGAUGACCUUAGAUGAGUGGAAAAACCUUCAAGAACAAACCAGACCAAAGCCUGAGUUCAAUAUCCGGAAGCCAGAGUCCACAGUUCCUUCCAAGGCAGUGGUGAUUCACAAGUCCAGAUACAGAGAUGAUAUGGUGAAGGAUGACUAUGAAGAUGAGUCUCAUGUCUUCCGGAAAGCUGCCAAUGAUAUCACCUCCCAGCUGGAGAUUAACUUUGGUAACCUCCCUCGCCCUGGACGGGGAGCCAGAGGCAGCACCCGGGGAGGCCGAGGAAGAAUCAGAAGAACAGAGAACUAUGGCCCCCGAGCAGAAGUGGUGACCCAAGAUGUUGCUCCCAACCCGGAUGACCCUGAGGACUUCCCCGCCCUGGCCUAACAGCCACUCCCCUGCAGCAGAGCAGCACUAUGAAGAGACUUUCCUUGCCGCGAGAAGAGUCAGACUCUAAGAACAAUAGAUGUUGCUUUUCCCGUGUCGUGUGAAAUUGUUGCACUUUUUUGCUCUGUGGGAUAUGGAGUUCCCAUGAGGUCAGGCCCUUUCCCCAGAUGGAGACUUUUGUAAGGAAUAAUGUUUAAAAUGUGUACAUAGAUUCUAACAGUUCCAGCACAGUUAAACCUAGCACUUGGGAGGCCAGCCUGGUCUACAGAGUGAGUCGUCCUUUAGGACACGUGGAGACAGGAGAACCACUCCCUACUGUGUUUUCAUACCAUUCGAUGGCUAUUGCUCAUUUCUGUGAGCAAUUGUGGUUUAGACAUUGUACACCAGGGUCAACCCCUGAAGCAGAGGAAGUACUGGUUUUCAGUGGUGAUUUAAACUACCUCGUGGUCUGUGUGUGCAUAGGGGUUCAGGGGGUUGUUGAGUAUAAUCAUGUUUUGUAACUCAGCUGCAUUUACUAACUGUGAACAUGGGCUGGUCCCUCCCAGCCCACUCAAUCACCCCAAAUAGCUCGGGGAAAAUUCAUUGUAUGUAGGAGGGACCAGAAAUUAGCAAGGGAGGUUUGCUUGUUGUGCUUGCAAUGGAACCUUGCUCCCAAGACCUGUGCUCUCCCACCUUGGCCACAAAGUCUGAGAUGGUGCUGAACUGGAAGGUUACUAUUGUAUUCCCUCUGCACUUUGUAUAAACUGAACUCUUGGGGUGAAGGAUGCUUGCUUGGGGUGACCACCUGCUUCUGAUCCCAUGUUUAUUAAAUGAAUGAGUACAAAGGUAUAUUAA